AUGAAGUUUACACUCUUCCUCCUCUCCCUGCCGAUCAUCGCCCUGGGUGGUGGAUUACCUGUAGGCUCCCCUUGCACGUACGACGAAGAGUGCCAAGAAUGUACACCUGAAGGAUAUCAAACGGGAUGUUUCUUCGUGGGUCCGGAGUUUAAAGUACGGCAAUGCAAUACGUACCCGUGCGGUGAGCCGCCGAAUAUUGUGACGUGCCGGUGUUCGAUGUUAUGA
Molecule: messenger RNA, 225 nt
Organism: Fulvia fulva
Lineage: Eukaryota; Fungi; Ascomycota; Dothideomycetes; Mycosphaerellales; Mycosphaerellaceae
Exons: 3
Coding region: 1-225 (74 amino acids)
Source: RefSeq, a predicted model, not a curated record